Exophiala mesophila is the source of this 1668-nucleotide messenger RNA. RefSeq lists its product as uncharacterized. Lineage: Eukaryota; Fungi; Ascomycota; Eurotiomycetes; Chaetothyriales; Herpotrichiellaceae. The record is from RefSeq and is a predicted model, not a curated record. The coding region runs from base 1 to 1668 and encodes 555 amino acids. The transcript has 2 exons.
AUGGCUCGCUUUGCCUUUCUCACUGCUUUGACCGCAGCUCUCCCUGCUGCCCUCGCGGCCUUCAAGGAAGGAUGCGCAGAUGCACCAUGGGACUCAGACAUUGACUUCUUUGAAACAAAGUUCGCGUGUUCAGAGUCUGAAACAAACCCAUUCUGUCCCGAGUACAACAACACCUACGUCAAAAUCAGGAACCGACAGGCUCGAUUCGUUCUGCUGCAUUGCACUAACGAGCCUCCUCCAGCAGAGAUCACCGCCAAUUCCCUUGUUAUCAAGGCUCCAGUUGAAAGCGUUGCCGCACUGGACGGCUUCUCUCAGAACCUCAUCGACAUGCUUGGAAUGUCUCACACCAUCAAGCGUGUUGGAGAAUAUGGUACCGUUACCUCUUCUUGCGUACGUGGUCUUAUGCGAGAAAACAGCACCUACGACACUAGCAAAUGGGAUGAAGCGCCCCCGGUUAAUGUCACUUUCCAUGGCGAUAUUUCCCGCCGCGAAGAUUCAUCUCAAGUACUCAUCCGAAAUGACGGUAAUUUUGCCCCCAUGACUCAGCUCAGCUACCUCAAGUUUAUUGGUAUGUUUUUUGGCAUGGAGGAACAGGCCAACUCUAUAUACAACGCGAUUGCGGGCAAUUAUCGUUGUGCGGCAUCCCAUGUCAAUUCCCUCAUCACCCAAAAUUCCUAUCCGCAGGGAGCGUUCUUGUCUGCCGUGCAAAAGAACGGCUCUGAAUUGUCUGUGGAUCAGAGCACAUGGUGGAGUGUUCUGACUUCAGAUGCCGGUACUCGCGCCGUCAACAUUUCUCACGACAGCGAGAUUACUCAUGUUAAUGUUGCCCCUGAUGAUCGGCAAAAUGCAUUUGCCCAACAGUCCUUUGCCAUCGUCGACACUACCCAGUAUUUAUACACCGAAGACAUGAGUGCUGCCCAAGAAAGAGAGCGCCUUGACACCUCAGCCUGGAAAGAGGAAACUGGCAUUUCUGACAACAUCUAUGCUGUGCGACAGCAAAAUAUCUAUCUUGCUGACAAGAGCACCAACCGGAACCGACGUCACGGUAAGUCGAUCCUAUGCCUAGCACUCCAACCUGGUGCCGUGAAUUUGCCUGUCCGGCAAACGCUUUUCCAGCUUGAUCACAGAGAGCUGACACAUUUCUCGACAGCAUGGAAGGAUCGUGGACCUGCGCGACCCGAUCUGGUCCUCCGAGAUCUCAUCUCCAUCAUCCAACCAGACUUUGAUCCAUCGUACAUAACCUCCUUUAUCCGCAAGGCGGCCAACCCGGACGAUCAGCUACCCCAGCGUCGUAUCUCCACUGACUGUGUGAUCGAGUCGGAGGCACGCGGCGCCCUGGGUUUGACCCAAUGCGAGCUUCCUCCGGGAACCGGCGGCUACCAUUCGUCGGGCUCAGUUGUCAACGCAUAUGGUACGCAGACGGACGAUGUCGAAUCUCUUGCCCUCGCUCGAGGUAGUGGCUUAAGUACUGGUGCCAAGGCGGGCAUUAGCGUGGGAUCUAUCCUGGGCGGCCUUGCAGUCAUCGGUGUUGGUAUCUGGCUCUGGUUGAAGAAGAGAAAUGCUGGCAGGACUGGAGCCUCGAAGUCUGACACCGAAAGCGGCAACGUGCGGAAGGAGAUGAGCGUCACUGAGAAGCACCUCAGCGACUCGGAUAGCCAAAAGUCUUGA